Molecule: messenger RNA, 2292 nt
Organism: Medicago truncatula (barrel medic)
Lineage: Eukaryota; Viridiplantae; Streptophyta; Magnoliopsida; Fabales; Fabaceae
Source: RefSeq, a predicted model, not a curated record
UGACAGCAUGUUGCAAAGGCUAUUUUUAGGGAAAGUGGGUGUAGCCGAGAGAGAAUGAUCCUCAACAUAUUCUUUCCAAAAUCGCAUUCAUCAUCAUCUCUCAAAUUUGAAUAUACUUCCCUUACUUUAUUUACGUUGCUAAUCGAAUUGAGUUGACAUAUUUUAUUAUUUAAUAAUGAUUAAUUAAUUAAUUAAGCUGUCUGUCUGUCUGUCGUCGCUUUUCUUCUACUACUCCAAGCAAGCAAGCAAAGCUGUCUGCCACUGCACGUUGUUUCAUUCAAGUUGCAUUCAUUUCUAUCUCAGAAGAAGAAGAAUGCUGCUGUUAUUUACUAGUUUGUUCGUUUUAGCAAUCUUUUUUCACCAAGAAGCGGUGGUGUCUGAAGAUUUGCAUCAACCACUCUCAAAAGUUGCUAUUCAUAAUACCCUUUUUGCUCUUCAUCCAGAUGCUUCUAUCAAAGCCACUCCUAAUCUACUUGGCUUCAAGGGACAAAAUACAGAAUGGGUCACACUCAAAUAUAAUAAUCCAAAUCCAUCAAUACAUGACUGGAUUGGGGUCUUCUCUCCUGCAAACUUCAGUUCUUCUAUUUGCCCUGCUCAAAACAGACUUGUCAAUCCUCCAUUAUUGUGUUCUGCGCCUAUUAAGUUUCAGUAUGCCAAUUUCUCCAGUCAAAGUUACAAGAACACAGGGAAAGGUUCCUUGAAGCUUCAGUUGAUUAAUCAGCGAUCUGAUUUCUCAUUUGCUCUCUUCACCGGUGGAUUAACAAAUCCAAAACUCGUUGCUGUGUCAAAUAAAGUAUCAUUCAUCAAUCCAAAUGCUCCAGUAUAUCCUAGAUUAGCACAAGGCAAAUCAUGGGAUGAAAUUACUGUAACAUGGACAAGCGGAUAUGGGAUCAGUGAUGCUGAGCCUUUUGUUGAAUGGGGCCGAAAAGAAGGGAAACUUGUGCAAUCUCCUGCGGGGACAUUGACCUUUGAUCGCAACACCAUGUGUGGUGCACCAGCAAGGACUGUUGGAUGGCGUGACCCAGGAUACAUACACACUAGUUUUCUGAAGGAGUUGUGGCCGAAUAAAGAGUACACAUACAAGCUGGGACAUAGAUUAGUUAAUGGUACAACAAUUUGGAGUCAAGAGUAUCAGUUUAAAUCAUCUCCUUAUCCUGGUCAAAAUUCUGUACAACAUGUGGUCAUAUUUGGUGAUAUGGGAAAGGCAGAAGCUGAUGGCUCCAAUGAGUAUAAUAAUUUCCAGCCUGGGUCACUCAAUACUACAAAUCAGAUUAUUCAAGACUUGAAGGACAUAGACAUCGUCUUCCACAUUGGUGAUUUAUGCUAUGCUAAUGGAUACCUUUCACAAUGGGACCAGUUUACUGCACAGAUUGAGCCAAUUGCAUCAAAAGUUCCAUAUAUGACAGCAAGUGGCAAUCAUGAACGUGACUGGCCAGGAAGUGGAUCAUUUUAUGGAACCUUGGAUUCAGGAGGUGAAUGUGGUGUAUUGGCUCAAACCAUGUUUUAUGUUCCUGCCGAGAACCGUGAAAAAUUCUGGUACUCUGUUGACUAUGGUAUGUUCAGAUUCUGCAUAGCUCACACAGAACUUGAUUGGAGAAAAGGAACAGAACAGUACGAGUUCAUCGAAAAGUGCCUAGCAUCCGUUGACAGACAAAAACAGCCAUGGUUGAUAUUCCUUGCACAUAGGGUACUUGGUUAUUCUUCUGCCGAUUUCUAUGUUGCAGAAGGCUCGUUUGAAGAACCAAUGGGACGAGAGGACCUUCAAAGCCUCUGGCAAAAGUAUAAGGUCGACAUAGCCAUGUAUGGACAUGUCCAUAACUAUGAAAGAUCAUGCCCCAUCUAUCAGAAUAUAUGCACUGAUAAAGAGAAGCACAAUUACAAGGGCUCCUUGAAUGGGACAAUACAUGUAGUGGUUGGGGGAGGAGGAGCAGCCCUAGCUGACUUUGCCCCCAUAAAUACGACAUGGAGUCUCUUCAAAGACCAUGAUUUUGGAUUUGUGAAACUAACAGCAUUUGACCAUUCAAACUUGUUGUUAGAGUACAAGAAGAGUAGUGAUGGACAAGUUUACGACUCUUUUAAGAUAUCAAGGGAUUAUAGGGACAUCUUGGCUUGCACUGUUGAUAGUUGUCAAAGUACAACAUUAGCAUCUUGAUCUUAGAGCAAAAAAAUUUGUUGAUUUGGUUUCCGUUUUUUUUUAUUUUGUUGAAUAAAAUGAUUCAUGUGAUUUAAACAGUGAACAUUUUAGUUAUAAUAAGAGAAUAUAUAGAAUGGUUUUACUCUGGCUCUGUGCAA